GAGACCGAGGCGAGAGGGAAGAGCACAUGGCGAGCGGGCGAGGAGGAGGGGGUGGGGUGGCGUCGCCGACGCCGGCGAAGGUGGAGGGCGGCGGAGGAGGAGGAGGAGGGGGGCCGGGGAUGCCGAUGGCGGAGCUGGAGCAGGUGUUCCGGCGGUACGACGCGAACGGCGACGGGAAGAUCUCGGCGGAGGAGCUGGCGUCCGUGCUGCGGGCACUGGGGGCGCCCCUCGGUCCCGGCGAGGUGCGGCGCAUGAUGGACGAGAUGGACUCCGACCGCGACGGCUUCGUCGACCUCUCCGAGUUCGCCGCCUUCCACUGCGGCCCCACGCCGGCGCACGGCGGCAAGGGCGGCGACGCCAAGGACCAGGAGGCCGCGUCGGAGGCGGAGCUGAGGGAGGCGUUCCGGAUGUACGACGCCGACAGCAACGGGAAGAUCUCGGCGCGGGAGCUCCACCGCGUGCUCCGCCAGCUCGGCGACAAGUGCUCCGUCGCCGACUGCUCCCGGAUGAUCCGGUCCGUCGACGCCGACGGCGAUGGCUGCGUCAACUUCGACGAGUUCAAGAAGAUGAUGGGCGGCGGCGGCGGCCGGCGGUAGGCUGGAGGGGACUGACUCCGUAUGGUUGCCCGGUCAAAGUUUUAUCUGUUCUUGCAUGGUUUCCGUAAUUAGAAGCUUAUAAAUCAAGCCUAAUAUUUAGCAUGUGAACAACUUUUUAAGUAGAUUUUAAAAAAGCCCCCCACUGAUUUGAUGGGUAGUGAUGUAAUCAUGCAAAGGUAGUGGAGUGACAUGCUGUAUUACUGUUUCUGAUAUAUACUGUACAACUUGACUAAUGUUCAAACUGAUGGGUGUAUAAACAAGCUUGGGCAAAGGGAUUGCCGUCCAGCCUGGGCAAAGAAUGUCGAGUUUUAUAGCAUUGUUUGUUUAAUAUUUGUAACACCAGUAAAAACUCGGCAAAAAUUCUAGGAUAUAUUUUGAAUGGACGACUCCUAAUUUAUGGGACAA
This is a messenger RNA of Oryza sativa Japonica Group (Japanese rice), 1001 nucleotides long. The record is from RefSeq and is a predicted model, not a curated record. Lineage: Eukaryota; Viridiplantae; Streptophyta; Magnoliopsida; Poales; Poaceae.